This is a messenger RNA of Crotalus tigris (Tiger rattlesnake), 9980 nucleotides long. It is a transcript of the gene TBL1XR1, whose product is annotated as TBL1X receptor 1. Gene Ontology annotation, molecular function: protein binding; transcription corepressor activity. Gene Ontology annotation, biological process: regulation of transcription by RNA polymerase II. The transcript is spliced from 19 exons. The coding region runs from base 1249 to 2793 and encodes 514 amino acids. NCBI's taxonomy places the organism in Eukaryota, Metazoa, Chordata, Lepidosauria, Squamata, Viperidae. The record is from RefSeq and is a predicted model, not a curated record. Gene Ontology annotation, cellular component: histone deacetylase complex.
GAAUCCAAUCUGGUUUGUUUUCGCAGGAAGUAGGCGAAAGAAGGCAAGCGAGCGAGCGAGCAAGGAGGCCGGGCCUUCCCAGCCCGCCUUCCCCUUCUCUUGUUUCUCUCUCUGUGUGUGUGCGUAAGUGUGUGUUUGUGUGCAAGAGCGCCUCUCUUUCUCCCUGCUCAUUUCUGUAUGGCUGGCCACCUUUCUCUCCCCAGUUGCUGAGCGCCGUUGGCUGUUCAGAGCGGUUUUGGCUCCUUCCCUUAGUAACAGCUUUUACAUUCUGCCUCAAUUCCUCUUCAAUUGAAAUCACACACACACACACACACACAUACGCGCGCACACAUAAAGCAUUACUUUUUUUUAUUGCCUCCUCCUCCUUCCUUGGGACUUAAUCUAUAAUUUCCCCCCACCGCCUCUCGCUUCCCAUCCCCCUCCAGCAGCACCAGCUCUCACACACAUACACGCACGCACUAAAACACACACACACACACACACACACACACACACAACCCUCACCCAGACUCGGGUCAUAAUUGAAUACAUUGCAUUCCCCCCCCUUUCCCGGUGGCUACUUGAAGUCUUUCCCCCCCCUCCCUUCCCCCUUUGGGCUGCACCCGCAAUUGCAAACCCAUAUAUUAUACCUCUUAGAGAAGGAGGAAGCUGCAUGAAAUAUAGCUCUAUGUGUGUCAGCGUGGGGGGCUUUUUCCUCCUCUUUUGCCUCCAUUGCAAAAGGAGGGGGGGCGGAGAGCCAUACUAAGCCAUCAAUUGCAAGGUUAUGCAGUCUAUCCAAACAAUUGUUGUUACUGGGCAGUACCAUCUUCCUGUAAUAGGAGGCUCCUAAGAGGAAACCUUCUACCUAUCAAUGCACGACCAAUGACAGAAUAUUUAUUGAACUGUGUAAAGCAAAAUUAUUUGGAGUGAUGGGAAAAACUUGCUAUCCCAAAUCCUAUAAGAUGUUUGCAGGAUUUCGGCAAUCUUACUCCUGAAGUCGUGUCCUAAAUCUCAUGAGAUUUUGCUCAAAUCAUUAUCAUCAUCAUCAACAACAACAGCAACAUUUUGGAAGGACUAGGGAGGUUCCAGAUGCCCAUGGACUUAUGGAUAUGAUGAUUCCUCAUAUAUGUAAUGCGAAGCUUUUUCAGUGGAUUACUGAACAGAAAUUCAUCUCUUAUUAAUGAGUAUGCAUAUGCUAGUAAUCGUUCACUGAAGAAAACACAGGGUUAUAUCCUUCAUCGUGACCUCAUGGUUUAAGCGGGCAUAAAGAUGAGUAUAAGCAGUGAUGAGGUUAACUUCCUCGUAUAUAGAUAUUUGCAAGAGUCCGGGUUUUCUCAUUCAGCAUUUACCUUUGGUAUCGAGAGCCAUAUCAGCCAGUCCAACAUCAACGGUGCUCUGGUGCCCCCAGCUGCUUUGAUUUCAAUAAUUCAAAAAGGCCUGCAAUAUGUGGAGGCAGAAGUCAGUAUUAACGAGGAUGGUACUUUGUUUGAUGGCCGGCCGAUAGAGUCUCUCUCGCUGAUAGAUGCCGUGAUGCCCGAUGUGGUACAAACAAGGCAGCAGGCGUACAGAGACAAGCUUGCUCAGCAGCAGGCAGCCGCAGCCGCAGCCGCAGCGGCUUCAACAAAUCAACAAGGAUCUACAAAAAAUGGUGAAAAUACUGCAAAUGGAGAGGAGAAUGGCGCCCACACUAUAGCAAAUAAUCAUACAGAUAUGAUGGAGGUGGAUGGUGAUGUUGAAAUCCCUCCAAACAAAGCAGUGGUGCUGCGGGGUCACGAAUCUGAAGUUUUCAUCUGCGCCUGGAACCCUGUCAGCGAUCUUUUGGCCUCAGGAUCUGGAGAUUCAACAGCAAGAAUAUGGAAUCUUAGUGAAAACAGUACCAGUGGAUCUACGCAGCUGGUUCUUCGGCACUGUAUACGAGAAGGAGGGCAAGAUGUACCAAGUAACAAAGAUGUAACAUCUCUGGAUUGGAAUAGUGAAGGUACUCUCCUAGCAACAGGAUCGUAUGAUGGUUUUGCAAGGAUAUGGACUAAAGAUGGUAAUCUCGCCAGCACAUUAGGGCAGCAUAAAGGUCCCAUAUUUGCAUUAAAAUGGAAUAAGAAAGGGAACUUCAUUUUAAGUGCAGGUGUGGACAAGACCACAAUUAUUUGGGAUGCACAUACUGGAGAAGCCAAACAGCAGUUUCCUUUCCAUUCUGCACCAGCGUUAGAUGUUGACUGGCAGAGCAACAACACAUUUGCCUCCUGUAGUACAGAUAUGUGUAUUCAUGUCUGCAAAUUAGGUCAAGAUAAACCCAUCAAAACCUUCCAGGGCCACACAAAUGAAGUAAAUGCAAUCAAGUGGGAUCCCACUGGUAAUCUCCUGGCUUCUUGUUCUGAUGACAUGACUCUAAAGAUCUGGAGUAUGAAGCAAGAUAGCUGUGUUCAUGAUCUGCAGGCCCACAACAAAGAAAUUUAUACUAUCAAAUGGAGUCCUACAGGGCCAGGAACAAACAAUCCCAACGCCAAUCUUAUGUUAGCAAGUGCAUCCUUUGAUUCUACAGUCAGGUUAUGGGAUGUAGACCGAGGAAUUUGCAUCCACACCUUGACGAAACAUCAAGAACCUGUGUACAGUGUAGCUUUCAGUCCUGAUGGUAGAUAUCUGGCCAGUGGUUCUUUCGACAAAUGUGUACACAUCUGGAACACACAGACGGGUGCUCUGGUGCAUAGUUAUCGGGGGACAGGAGGCAUUUUUGAGGUUUGCUGGAAUGCAGCAGGAGACAAAGUUGGAGCGAGUGCUUCAGAUGGUUCAGUUUGUGUACUAGAUCUACGGAAAUAGCGCUACUAGUUGGAAGCCAUGGACCGACUAUGAAUGUGUACAUAGCCAAAAUGACUGUCCCCACGACCCAUGUACUGCUAUUGUCCCAACUGAACCAUGGCCAGUCCACUACAGCCAAACCUGAAAUAAUUAAAUACAUGUACUGUACAUUUUUUUAAAAAACACAAAAAAAGCAAAAGAUUAUACCCUGAAGAAGAUGACAGAGUGAUGUCACAGCUUGUGAAGCCUGUUCACCAAGUGCUGGAAUUUGCUGCAGCCCACCCCCCCACACACACACCCCCCAAAUAAAAUUGGAUGUGGGAGGAAAUUAAAAAAUAAAACAGGACAAGAGAGAAAGAGAACUGAAUUAUGCAAGCAGCCCUUUGAGAGUAUCAGAUUGAGGAAAGCGAUGUAUGGCUUAUUCCCCCCCCCCCCCUUUAUCUUCUUCCUCCUCUUUUCUUUAUUUUUACCCUUUUUUGAAAUUUUGGGAAGUUUUUUGUUUUUUCUUCUUUCUGAUCCCUCCCCACCACCCGAAUAGGUAAUGAACAGUUUUCAUGUAUAGGGAGAACAAACUUGCUUAGUCCUGCAACAGUGAUUGGGUUCAUUGCUUCUUCUCAUGCUCUUUAACGUUUUACUGAUGCUUGAAGCCAGGAUGUGAAAUUCUUUCUAGGUGGUGGUAGAUCUUUUCACUAAGAAUUGGAGGGAGGGAAAUCUUUUCAGCAGUUCUUUGAAGUCCUCGUUAAUAUUUAACUUUAUAGACAUCUGGCAAGUGUUACAUAGAUCUGCUUCCACUUUAGAUAAGGAGGAAGAAAACAAAACCCAUCCUGACGAAUGAGAAUCAACAUUCCUUUAUCUUUGUCAUCAGAGCCAAUAGUUUAUAAGCUGCUUGGAUGCUGCACUUAGUCUUCUUAUUGAUGAUGGCUGCUCCAGAAAGCAGCCACCUCCAACCUGACACAUUUCUGCCAGAGUGUACAAAAUGCAAGAGAAACACAUAAACUGAAAUAGGAUGACCACAGUAGGGCAGUCAUGUCAUUGGCUUGGACAGCUCGAUGGAAUGGAUGGUGAGCCUUUGUGUAGUCAGAUCUGGGGGAAGGAGGUGAUAGACCUUGAUGGUAAUCCCAACACCUGUGGUCUGUACAUUCCAAGUUUAAGCCAGACCGAAAAAAAUGGAACCUUUUUUUUUCAAAACCAUGAUCAUAGUACAUUUGAGUCGCUCUGUGAAAAUUGAACUAAUAGAGAGAGAUAAAGGUCUGGUCUCAUUCUCAGUUUGGGCAAAUUUUUCUGCUAUAACUAUGAAUUUUCUCCAGUUUUACUGCGUACAACCAAAUUCCCAGUUGGAAGUAUUUCAGCCUUUGGGGACAGUACUUAUUUCUUUCUUCCCCUUUGUACAAAAACAUAUUUGAAGCCUCUUUGCUAAGAUUUUUCUGAAGUAAGGCAAGUUGUUUACUACCUUCAAGAUACUGAUUCAUUGGAAAUUCUCCCCUCACCCCUCCGCAAAACAUGUUGAAGAGGGAACUGAGCAAUAUUUGCAGCAGGGAUUAAGUUCCACUGGGCUGGUGAAGUUCCCAGUGAAUGGCUCCUCAUAUUUUUUAAGUCAAAGGAAAGGAGGAACAUGCCCUGGCAAAACUCUUUGCCUCAUGCUUCUUCAACUAUCAAAUGAUUGAGCUUCCAUACUAGAAAACAGCCUUGCAUUAAUUUUUCCCUGUUGUUCUCCCGUUAUUUUUUCUUUUCUGUGUGCUUGUCUCCUUUCUCUUCACCACACCACUCUUCAAAUUUAGAUUUAAGUGUAAGCUGCUAAAUGUUUUUCAGGAGAAAAUAUAAUCACCACUUUUGAGUGUCUGGUUCUUACAUCAAGUCUUGCUUUUCCUUUCUACAUAUUAACUCGGUGCUCACGUUUGAUCACAAGCGACUUUUUUUGGGUGAACGUACAGUUAUAAAGGCUGACCCAUUUCAGUCUCUAAUGCUUCGUGUCUUACGCAGCUUCCAACUUCUUAAACAAAAAGGUGUACAGGCUUUUUUAAGGUUUCACCUGAUUUUUACCUAAAGGAAUGCUUUCUACUUAUUUGCUUUGCUAAGGCCUCCAUUUCGGAUCUCCUUUUCAGUCACAGCAACACAGUGCAGAAAUACUAAACUUCUUAUCUUUUCCAUUUUUGCUACUUCUUCCAAUAGGCGGCACAACAUAUAAACACAAAGCUUGGACCUCUCUUAUGAAGAUAUAAACCAAUUCCCUCUUUAUUUGUAAAUUAUCCACCGUCUUGAAUUCUUCUUUCCCUCCUGAUGAGGAUUAUUUUGUUUUGUUUUUACAAUGUAUGUGUUUCCAGACAUCAUUACAAUGUUUGUCUCCUUUCUUUUUAACAUCAGGCAAGGAAAUGCACACCAAAGCUUCAUUGACCUAAGAUCCAGCUUAAGAUCUAAAUUCUAAGAGGAACCGCUGCUGCUGCAGUAACUCCAUUUUCUUUAUAAGACUUAGCUCAAUCUUCCCUAUUCUACUGUGGCUUUUGCUAAAUCAGAUCACUGCAUCCUAUCCCCCUCUUUAUGAAGUACAUUCUUUCAGCAUUGACUUCUGCCACCUCUGUGUAUAUGCCCAGAAAGCAGAUCUUGAAGUAAGUAGAGUUUUGCUUGGUAAGGCAACCACAACAUUUUUUAGCUGAUUUAAAAUGCACCAUCAUGGUUACUCUUAAUGGGGGAUUAUAAAGUUAUACACAGAUUGUGAGAGAAGAAAAGGAAGAUUUACCCCCAUAAGGACAGUCGUUCCAUCCAAUUAUACCUCUGUAUUAAUUGCUUAUAGGGUUUGGGAAUAGGCUUAGGAGGUUAAGAAUCAUUUUCCCUGUAAAUUACAGUAUGUAAGAAACUUAACCGGUUGAGUAUCUGGCACUUGAAAAACCUUGCUUUUUACCGCUGGAGGUCCAGGACUGUGGCUGACCUCUGUCAUUAUUAAAAUAAUUUUUUAAAAGUUUAAAAUAUGUAAAAAAAAAUCUGUGCAAUAAUUUUAAACUGUGCUCCCAGGAAUAGACACAAAUGUGUUUUUUGGGGAUUUUUAUUUUGAGUAUAUUUAAACAGCAAUUUCUUUUCCUUUAGCAACACAAAUGUCAAUUGCACUGAACUUAAAUCUUUUAAAAAAAAGUCAGAGGUGAUUCUUGAUAGUACUUUUGUAUUUUGAUAUGGACAGUCUGUUCGUUUUUCAUACAAGCUCUUGAACUGAUGUUUCAGCUUACUUCAAAAAAAAGUGUAUAAAAACGAGAUGGUGUUUUGAAGUCUUUUGACACAGCUGCAGGAUUCCACAGCAACGUUUCAUAUUUCUGGUUUUGCAACUGUUUAGCUCUUGUUUUUUGGUUGGUUGGUUGGUUUUGAUUCUAGCCAUUUAAGUAUGAUAUAGCAUGUAGACUUUAUUGAAGCUUCAUUAUCACAGCUGUGUUAUCAACCAAAUCCUGGGCGGAUUCCCCUCCUUCCACAUAAUUUUGCUUUUAACACAAUUCAAGGAAGACUUUUUGGGGGGGGGGGGGUGGGCCAGACGUUCAGUCUUGCUCUUGAGUUCCACAAGCCACAUUCCAAAUUCCCAAGUCCCAAACCAGGCAAAAAUUAACUUCAUUCCCAUGGACUGCAGACCUUCCCAGGCUUUCUAUGUUUCAUGCCAUUAUAAAUCAUUAAUGUUAAAGAGUAUUUUAUAGGAAAUAGGAUAGUAGCCCUUGGCUUUAUUUUGGAGAUUAUUAUUUUUUUCUUUCAUCAGAUCUGUUUGUGCUGUACAUCUUUCUUCUCUUCCUCCACACUGCAGCUUCCCUCUCCUGUAUCAUCCCAUAACAUGGGUCACUUGGGGAGGGGAGGUUAAAGUGAAGAGAGGAGUUAGCAGCACAUCUUUUAAAAAACAGCUGUUGCGGUAGGAAAAAGGGCCAGAUGUAUUGUGGUUGUUUGUGUGAUAGACAUUGAGCUAAAAGCCUGGAAUUCUCCAACUGUUGACUGCUGCCUUUUCAUCAAUGUGCCACAGUGCUGCUCCAAUUGUGAACUGACUUCCUUCUCCUUUUCAGUAAGACAAAACUUUCAGAAUGUGGUAUGAAAGGAAAAAAAGGGGAGCACAAUAAAAAGAGCCAUUCAAACACCCAAGGCAGAAUAAGCAGAAUGGGAAAAUCCCCAAAGCUGCCAUUCCUCAUUCCAGGAUAUAACUACAUGUAAGGUCUCUCCACCUUGUAUUUUAUUUUCGACACUAGCAGGAAUAUGGCAAGCACUGUUGAGAAAUACCACAGUGUUCAUUGGCUAUUCUUUUAAUUUGUCAUUUACUUUCCCACCGUUGUUUUUAACUUGUGUGCCCACAUAGGUUCUAAAAGCAGAAGUAAGUGGUCGAACUAGGAGCACUAAUGAAGAUGGUGGGGUCCAAUCCUUCUUUCAUGCAGCACAGUCUCCCCUAUAAUUCUUCCAUUCAAAUGACUUGACCAAUGCAGCUUUAGGAAUAUCACUUUCCUGUGAUUUGAUUCCACCCUGAUACUAGUUAAAAUCAGACUGGGCUUCCCCAGUCUGAUACCCUUAAGAUCAUUGAUAUACAGCUGCCUGUAUAUUCCCAAUCACCAUGACUAGAAAUUGAAUUUUGCCAAGACUAAGGAAGCUGAUUUGUGCAUGGCUGUGCCGUGGAGAAAGAUCUGAAGCACAGAUUGAAAUGGGCUUCAUGGUUUUUGCCAAGACCAAGGAAGCUGAUUUGUGCAUGGGCGUGCCGUGGAGAAAGAUCUGAAGUACAGAUUGAAAUGGGCUCCAUGGCUGUAACAGCCUGCAUAAAAUGAACGUUCAUUGAAAUGACAAAGCCAAAAAGUAUUUUGAAGGUAAUAUUUACCAAUUACUACAGUGGUUGAAGUUUAUUGGAUUGUUUUAAAGUAGCUUGGCAUUUAACAUUUGGAUAACUUAUUUUUGAUAAGUUAAUUGUGGGGAAGAAUUGGGAACAUUUGUUAACAUUGUAGGACGGACUGCUAAGAUGUUUUGGGCAGCAAGGGUGAUGCAUGAAAAAUGGGUGAAAAUCCAGUUUCAUUGUGGUCAAAUAAGAUAGCGACCAUUAGGUUAUGACAAAAUGUCUGUCUUCAUUGUCUUAGGUUAUUGGGUUAAAACUAGGGCAUUCUUCCCAAUCUAGUUCCUAAGUUAACAAGUUGUGGGAGUAAGUUCAUACAAUUUGCAGCCAUCUGGAUGGUUAUACUGAAAAGUGGGCAGUUGUAAUUCUAAUAAAUCUUGGGGCCACCAGCUGAAAGAAGGCUAAUCUAGGUUUCUUAAUGUUACCUUUGAAAGCCUUUUUUUAAUUGGUGGUUAUGUAUUUUAAAUGUACAAUGAGGCCUGUAGCUCUAAGCCUCUUUCUGGAAUCUUAGUACCACAUCAGUCUGUGGGAAGCAGAUAGAUUUGAGAAGCAGGGUGAAAAUAAAAUACCUUGCAUCCAGAUAAAACAAAUUGAAGACUGAUGAUUUUUAUGGUAAGCUAAAUAAGAUGGAAAACGAUCAAAAGUUUAUACCAGUUGGAAUUUUAUUUACUGAUUUUUAUUUUUAUUUUUUUUUUUUGCGGUGUUAGCAUGUUUUAAAAAAAUGCAGCAGCCUUAUAUUUCCUAAGUUCAGGAGUAAAAAUAUGUAAAGCCCAGAAAACCUUCUGCAUUUUUAUGCUGUGUCAAUUGGUUUUCAGAAAGCAUCAAAACCGCAGCAUUGCAAAAUGGUCAUUGUUCAGGUAUGGUUUUUAAAGAAAAAAGCUAAGUUUAAAGCUACAGACUUUCCAUGAAAUAUGUAAUUUCAAAGGAAGGAAAAGUGCAUUUGGAUAUUUAGACACCCUUCUCCAAUUUUAGCUGCAGGAGAAGCUCUCAUGUUAAAAAACACAGAUUUGUUUGCGUAAGAAGCAGUGAGCAAAAAAUAACAUUGGCUUAGCAUGGGCAUCUGGAAUUUCCAGUAUUUGUGAAUGGAUUUGAAAAGUAGAAAAUUUUUAGUAAAAGAAAAGGAUUCUGAAUUUUCCCAAAAGGAGGCAGCAUUGUGGCACAUGAGCAGUGACAGAAUCUACAUAGUUUACGUCUAAAAGGAUGGAUGUGCAAAUAUGCUGAAGGACCAGCGCACAUCAUAAGAGCCCACAUCGUGUUGAUUUUAUCCUGUGUUGCGUUUUGACUGUUACCACCUCGUGUCAGCUGCUGAACUGCUGUCCUGCUUCUCUCAAAUAGCCUUCUUUCAAGUAUUUGUUCUGUUGGCUUUCUGUAUGUCUCAAGAUUUACAUCCAGAAGUUGAACAGAGGGAGCAGGAAGACACCUAAAGAGAGCUCUAGGUUUGGACAGCAGCAAAGGUUUUUGAGAUGAACUGCUUUGAACCUACUCUUCGGAGAAAAACCUACAGCUUUUCUGAUACUUCCGCAGAUACAUCAGAUGCCUAAUUGUCAAACUCAUAAAUAAUUACAGCCACAGAUGUCAAUGCUGUAAGAUUGUCCAGCAACCGUUGCAACAAAGCCUAUUAGGUUUCCAUAUGUUGAGGUCUAUCAAACAAAAGCAUGAUUUUUAUCAUCACCUAGUCUGCUGCUUUCUGGGUUUUUUUUUUUUUCCCUUCUUCCCAUUUGUGGACAAAUUCAGGAAAACCUUCUGUUUAGUUACUGCUUCUCUGGUGUGCUUUGCAAUCUUGUUUCUCGAAAGGGUGCGGUGAACAGGUCAGUGAUCUAGAAGACAAAAUUGAUCUCAGUUUUUUUUUCCUUUCUUCCUGCCGAUGGUUUCUCCUUCUCUCCUGACUUUGACGUAGUUGUAAAAAAAAAAAAAAAAGGUUUAAUCUGGAGUUAACAAAUCUUUGGGGUCUGCUUUGUGAUCCUAUCUCUAUAGCUACUGGAUAGAAAAUGUCUAUGCCAUUUCUUCAGAUAUAUAUCCAGCUAAAUUACAAACGUAUACCGGUGUAAAACCAGCCCACAUGAGAGUUUUUUUUCUUUGCUUUUUUUACAUGUUCAGAAAGACUUUAUUGUUCAGUUUUCAUGAUUUAUUGUCUAAAGAAGACUGAUAUAGAUGUUCUAUACUGUCCUGGACCCAUGUUAAUUACACCUUUUAUGAUGUAUUUUGGUUCCACCUCACAAUUAUUUUCUCUCCCUCCCUCCUUCCCACCCUUAAAAUUCUCUUUCUUAAUCCUUUUCCAGGCACAUUUUUCUGUUGCAGGUUUCCCUUUGCAUUGUAUUGCUCUGACAAGUGUAAUUUGAAUCAGAUCUGAAAGAGGUCCAGAAUAAAAUAUAUUUUGAUACGA